GGGCGGAGGAGAGCGUCCUGUUAUGUGUGUUUGUCCGCCCGUCUGUCAGGCCUGCUACCCACAACGCCGCGCGGCCCUGGCCGCUCCGUCAUGGAGGCAGCAGUGGGGGCCGCUGAAGCAGCCGCAGCUGGAGAAGCAGGAGCCUCGGCGGCAGUGGCGGCGCCGGCGCCCCCAAACCUCUCCUCUUCCAGCCGGGCAGCUUGAGUCGUCCUGCCUCGCAGGGGCUCCUCCAACAUGAGUGGAGGCGACGGCAGUGGCGGCGGCGGCGGCGGCGGCGGCGGCUCCUCUUCGUCUGCUCCCGGCCGCUUCGCUGACUACUUCGUCAUCUGCGGUUUGGACACCGAGACUGGUCUAGAACCGGACGAGCUCUCCGCAUUAUGCCAGUAUAUACAGGCCUCUAAAGCCCAAGAUGGUGGUGGCCGUUUCAUUUCAAGUUCAGCAGAAGGGGAAAAUUUUGAACAAACUCCACUAAGGCGCACGUUCAAGUCCAAAGUUCUUGCUCGUUAUCCUGAAAAUGUGGAAUGGAAUCCUUUUGACCAGGAUGCAGUAGGAAUGCUCUGUAUGCCUAAGGGUUUAUCUUUCAAGACACAAGCUGAUGCCAGAGAACCUCAGUUCCAUUCGUUUAUAAUUACCCGUGAAGACGGCUCACGGACAUUUGGAUUUUCUCUGACAUUUUAUGAGGAAGUUACCAGCAAACAAAUCUGUAGUGCAAUGCAGACAUUGUAUCAUAUGCACAAUGCGGAAUAUGAUAUUCUUCAUACUCCACCUACAAAUGAUAAAGAUAACUGUAGCACCAUAGAAGACUGUAAUGGCACUUCUGUAUCAAAGCUACAGCGAUUUAAUUCAUAUGAUAUUAGUAGAGACACUCUCUAUGUCUCUAAGUGCAUUUGUCUGAUAACUCCAAUGUCUUUCAUGAAGGCAUGUAGGAAAGUCCUUGAGCAACUUCACCAAGCUGUAACUUCACCUCAGCCACCACCGUUACCUUUGGAAAGCUUUAUCUACAACAUACUCUAUGAAGUUCCUCUCCCUCCAGCAGGGAGAUCCCUAAAAUUUUCAGGGGUUUAUGGACCAAUUAUCUGCCAGAGGCCGAGCACCAAUGAAUUGCCAUUAUUUGACUUCCCAGUUAAAGAAGUUUUUGAGUUACUUGGAGUGGAGAAUAUGGUUCAACUCUUCACCUGUGCUCUUUUGGAAUUUCAGAUACUGCUUUAUUCACAGCAUUACCAGAGACUGAUGACUGUGGCAGAGACAAUCACGGCACUCAUGUUUCCAUUCCAGUGGCAGCAUGUGUAUGUUCCCAUCCUUCCAGCCUCUCUCCUGCAUUUUCUAGAUGCUCCCGUCCCUUAUUUGAUGGGCUUGCACUCCAACGGACUGGAUGACCGGUCUAAGCUGGAGCUCCCUCAAGAGGCAAAUUUGUGCUUUGUGGAUAUAGACAACCACUAUGUUGAGCUGCCAGAAGACUUGCCUCAAUUUCCAAAUAAACUUGAAUUUAUUCAGGAAGUCUCUGAGGUCCUUAUGGCUUUUGGGAUUCCCCCUGAGGGAAAUUUACAUUGUAGUGAAAGUGCCUCCAAAAUGAAAAGUCUCAGGACAUGCGAUAUAGUCUCUGAUAAGAGAAAUGGGAACAUAGGAGGACCAACUUUAAAUUCUUAUGAACUAUUGAAAGAAAAUGAAACCAUAGCAAGACUUCAAGCACUUGUUAAAAGAACAGGCGUGAGCCUAGAAAAGGUUGAAGUUCGAGAAGAUACUGGUAGUAAGAAGGAUCUCAAAGUGCAGUGUGAUGAAGAAGAGUUCAAGGUUUACCAGCUCAACAUUCAAGUACGGGAGGUUUUUGCUAAUCGUUUCACUCAGAUGUUUGCAGAUUAUGAAGUAUUUGUUAUUCAGCCCAGCCAAGACAAAGAAUCGUGGUUUACCAAUAGGGAGCAGAUGCAGAACUUUGAUAAAGCAUCCUUCUUGUCUGAUCAGCCAGAACCUUAUUUGCCUUUCCUCUCGAGAUUUUUGGAGACACAGAUGUUUGCUUCUUUUAUCGACAACAAGAUUAUGUGCCAUGAUGAUGAUGAUAAAGAUCCUAUUUUGAGAGUGUUUGAUUCUAGAGUGGAUAAAAUUAGAUUGUUAAAUGUCCGAACACCAACCUUGCGCACAUCCAUGUAUCAAAAGUGCAAUACCAUUGAUGAGGCUGAGAAAGCUAUUGAGUUAAGGCUGGCAAAAAUUGAUCAUACUGCAAUCCAUCCCCACUUGCUCGAUAUGAAGAUUGGACAAGGAAAAUAUGAACCUGGGUUUUUCCCCAAGCUUCAGUCUGAUGUACUUUCUACGGGACCAGCAAGCAACAAAUGGACCAAGCGAAAUGCACCUGCACAAUGGAGGCGAAAGGACAGACAGAAACAGCAUACAGAGCACCUUCGUCUUGACAAUGAUCAGAGAGAGCAGCUGGAUUUUCCUUUGCCUGAGCUUCAGUUGCAUUUAUGUUUAGACUUGGACCAGCAUGAUUGGCUUUUCAGGCAUUCUAUUAAAUCUGUUUCAGAGCUUUACCUGAAGUAUAUCCAAGAAGCUCGGAAUCUAGGCAGCACAAUCCGGCAGCCCAAAUUGUCUAAUCUCUCACCAUCAGUAAUUGCCCAAACCAACUGGAAAUUUGUGGAAGGUUUGCUGAAGGAAUGCCGAAAUAAGACAAAGAGGAUGCUAGUGGAAAAAAUGGGCCGUGAAGCAGUGGAACUUGGCCAUGGUGAGGUGAACAUUACAGGUGUAGAAGAAAAUACAUUGAUAGCCAGUCUCUGUGAUCUUUUGGAAAGGAUAUGGAGCCAUGGUUUGCAGGUGAAGCAGGAUAGAAGCUGUACUACUUUCAUCCUAGAAGAUAGAGCAUCAGUAUACUCUGCUACAACUCAGAUUUGGGCCUUUCAGACCAGCAAGAGGCCAACCCUACAUAAGGGGAAAUCUGCUUUGUGGUCACACUUGUUACAUUACCAAGAAAAUCGACAGCGAAAACCUACAUCUGGAAGCUUCAGUACCUCAGGAAUUCUUCUAGAUGCAGAAAGAAGAAAGUCAGAUGCCAGUCCAGCAAUGUCUCCCUUAAGAGUAUCUCUCAUCCAAGACAUGAGGCAUAUCCAGAAUAUUAGUGAGAUCAAAACAGAUGUUGGUAAGGCUAGAGCUUGGGUUCGGCUCUCUAUGGAGAAGAAAUUACUCUCCAGACAUCUGAAACACCUUCUUUCAGAUCAUGAACUCACAAAGAAACUCUACAAACGCUAUGCUUUUCUCCGCUGUGAUGACGAGAAAGAACAGUUCCUUUAUCAUCUUCUUUCCUUCAAUGCUGUUGAUUACUUUUGCUUUACUAAUGUUUUUACAACAAUAUUGAUUCCAUACCAUAUAUUGAUAGUUCCUAGCAAAAAACUUGGUGGCUCAAUGUUCACAGCCAACCCAUGGAUAUGCAUAUCAGGAGAAUUAGGUGAAACAGGAGUCCUACAGAUUCCAAGGAAUACAUUGGAGAUGACGUUUGAGUGUCAGAACCUGGGAAAGCUUACCACAGUACAAAUAGGACAUGAUAAUUCUGGACUGUAUGCCAAGUGGUUAGUGGAAUAUGUUAUGGUCAGAAAUGAAGUAACAGGUCACACUUACAAGUUUCCAUGUGGGAGGUGGCUUGGAAAAGGGAUGGAUGAUGGCAGUUUAGAGAGGAUUCUGGUGGGAGAAUUGCUGACAUCCCAUACUGAAGUGGAUGAAAGGCAAUGCAGGACGCCUCCUUUGCAGCAGUCCCCAAGCAUGAUCAGAAGAUUUGUUACAAUAUCGCCAAACAACAAACAAAAGUUAAACACAGGUCAGAUACAAGAAUCCAUUGGUGAAGCAGUAAAUGGAAUUGUUAAACACUUCCACAAGCCAGAGAAAGAGAGAGGCAGUUUGACAGUUUUGCUAUGUGGAGAAUGUGGGCUUGUCUCAGCUCUUGAGCAAGUGUUUCAACAUGGAUUUAAAUCUCCCAGGCUUUUCAAAAAUGUCUUUAUUUGGGACUUUCUAGAAAAAGCACAAGGGUAUUACGAAGCUCUAGAUCAGAAUGAAAUGGUCCCAGAGGAAAACUGGCAGAAAAGGGCCAGGAGUUUUUGUCGCUUUGUCACAGCCAUCAACAACACUCCUAGAAACAUUGGAAAAGAUGGCAAGUUUCAGAUGCUGGUGUGCCUUGGAGCCAGAGAUCACCUCUUGCACCAUUGGAUUGCCUUGCUGGCAGACUGCUCCAUUACCACUCAGAUGUAUGAAGACACAGCACUCAUAAAGGACCAUACCCUAGUGAAUUCCUUGAUCCGUGUGCUGCAGACCUUGCAGGAGUUCAACAUCACACUGGAGGCAUCUCUUGUUAAAGGAAUUGACAUCUGAUCUGUCGCAGUCUACAAGCACUGUUUUU
Molecule: messenger RNA, 4372 nt
Organism: Elgaria multicarinata webbii
Lineage: Eukaryota; Metazoa; Chordata; Lepidosauria; Squamata; Anguidae
Gene: DENND5A
Product: DENN domain containing 5A
Exons: 25
Coding region: 235-4344 (1369 amino acids)
Biological process (GO): retrograde transport, endosome to Golgi
Cellular component (GO): trans-Golgi network
Molecular function (GO): guanyl-nucleotide exchange factor activity; small GTPase binding
Source: RefSeq, a predicted model, not a curated record